Molecule: messenger RNA, 2093 nt
Organism: Dreissena polymorpha
Lineage: Eukaryota; Metazoa; Mollusca; Bivalvia; Myida; Dreissenidae
Exons: 6
Coding region: 147-2093 (648 amino acids)
Biological process (GO): DNA repair; telomere maintenance
Molecular function (GO): ATP hydrolysis activity; DNA helicase activity
Source: RefSeq, a predicted model, not a curated record
CAAGUGACCCAUAUUUUCAAAAACAAACGGUGUGCGUGCGGAGUUUUGUUACGGGUGAUUUCAUUGGUCCAAAGCGAAGGUGUGUCUUGGUUCCCAGCUUCUACACGAUCUCAUUAGUAAACGUGGGAACCGAAGUUUCCCGCGGUAUGUCAAAUUUGUACACUACGCAGUUUGUGUAUACUGAUUUUAAUUACAUAAUGGAUUUAAAUGGUGAACAAAUCGAUGCGUUAAACAAGGUAACAAACGGUCACAAUGUUUUAAUACUUGGCUCAGCAGGCACUGGUAAAACGCACUUAAUUAAACAGAUAGAAAAAUCAUUAAAAAAGAAUAACAAAAAUGUAGCAAUAACAGCCACCACUGGAAUAGCAUCUGCUCUCUAUGCAAAUGCGAUGACCAUUCACAAAUGGUCGGGAAUAGGCGACGGUCGCUACAACACGGGUGAAGUCAAGAGCGUAGUCGAACAUUAUGCUGAAUUCGCAAUUGUAAGAGACAGACUGAAAACAACAGAUGUCCUUAUAAUUGACGAAUGCUCAAUGUUGAGCAAGAAGUUCUUCGAGUCAUUAGACCAAGUUUGCCAAAUUAGAAACCCGGAUAAGUUGUUUGGUGGAAUUCAACUAGUAUUAAGUGGGGAUUUUAAACAACUCCCCCCUGUUCCAAAUCCCUUGUAUGCUGAAGAAGGUGAAUUUUGUUUUCAAUCAGAAUUAUUUACAAAAGUGAUACCCCACAGGAUAAUCCUUAGAGAAGUAGUGAGACAAAGCGAACCACAUCUUAUCAAGGCUAUUAAAGAAGCUGCUGAUGGUGAAAUGUCAAUUGAUAGUAUCAAUUUCAUUAAAACCCUAGAGAGACCAUUGACAGACGCAAGUGACUGUGUAAAGCUGUUUUCUCGUAAUGAAAAGGUUGAUCAACACAAUCGUGAUUGUAUACUUGAAUACCCUGGAGAACUGUACGAGUUCAAGUCACACGAUGACGGGGACAGACAUUUUUUAGAAAAAAUGAUUGCACCAAAAAUACUGUGGCUUAAAAUUGGCUCACCAGUCAUGCUGUUGAAAAAUAUAUCAGAUAAACUUGUAAAUGGACUUCAAGGACAUGUGCAUAGCAUCACAGACAUGGGACCAGUGAUAGAAUUUACAUCUCUGCAAACCAAAUUACAGUUAGAAAAACACAGAUUUGCAGUUUUCAGUCCAUCGAAAAAUGCAGAAGUUGCUGUACGCACUCAGUAUCCAGUUAAUCUGAGCUUUUCGAUGACCAUUCAUAAAUCUCAAGGAUUAACUCUAAAUAGAUUGGAAGUGGACUGUCACCAAAUAUUCAAACCAGGACAACUUGGGGUUGCACUUGGCCGUGCUAAAUCUUCAGAGGGACUGAGGGUAAUCAAUUUCGAUCCAACCUGUCAUGUAAUUAGUCAGCCAGAAGUGGUACAACUCUUCAUGAACCAGCCCUCAAUUUUGGAACAUGAAGACCUGAGCUGCUGUAGACCAGGAUUAAAGGGAAACACACAAGAGCCAAACCCACCAGGGAUAUAUACAUUGCAAGACAUGCAGCUAAUACAAGAGAGCAUAGACAAUGUGGAGAUGAAUGAAAAUUUUCGCAAAGACCUUCUUGAGAGUUUUAAUAUUAAGAAGAAAAUGGCCCACAGGAAGCAAGUACGAGUUUCAGAGACAGGCAUUCAUGACAAAAAAACUACAAGAAAAGGUAAGGCCCCAGCCGUUAAGAAGGCACAACUCAAAAAAGAUGAACAACAUGUGGAAGAAAUUUCAUCAGAGGAAGAAUAUAAAUUGACCGUUCUCUUAGAGUCGGCAAAUCCAAGCAAACCCCGGGACAUUAUAGUCAAGUUAACCUCAUACAGAGCCAAACUGUACCUAAGACGAUCAAAACUGAAAGACGUUGGCUAUAAGAGCACGUUCAUUAAUGAGGACCUUACUUCCAAGAGAAGCUCCCUGUUAUUCAACGCAAGGGCCCUAGUGAAAUCGGGUCGCCUACUUGGUGCAUGGUCAUCUGACGGUACCAUUUUAAUCAAAGACUCGAAGUCGAAAAUCCAUAGAGUCAGCAAUAAUGAUUACUUAACGUCAUUCAGAUCCGACGACUCGAAUCGCUGA